CUGGUACCGACGCGGAUCCAGGCACCCGAUCCCGGCUGUCCCGUCUAACUCCAGAGGGUUUUCUGCCCGAGCCUGUGCGGAUUUUGAUCGUAAGCCCAGGUGGCCAGCAGGCAUCCAGAGCCCGGUCCCAGCAGCAGGAGGCGAGCUGGGUCAGCAUGGAGCCCCUGGUCUCCCAGAAGGCUGGCUCGGAGCCGGAGGAGGGCUCUGGGGGGCCGCCCAGGAGUGUCCCGGAUGGGGUGGUCCUCCACGUGCAGCGGAGCAGCAGCCUGCGUGGCAGCCGGAGGCUGCAGCGCUCCAUCGACCACGCUGAAAAGCGAGGGAGCCUCAUGUCGUGGAUUCCAGAAAACAUCAAGAAGAAGGCGUGCGUGUAUUUCGUGGAGAGCUGCAAGCUUUCGGAUGCUGGGAAGGUGGCGUGUGAGUGUGGCUACACGCGUGAGCAGCACCUCGAGGUGGCCCCCCGGCCCCCCACCUUCCAGGGCAAGGAGUGGGAUUCAGAAACGCAUGUCAAGGAGCUGCCCACGGACGCCUUCGGCGACAUCGUCUUCACGGGCCUGGGCCAGAAGCUGGGGAAGUACGUGCGCGUCGCCCAGGACACGCCACCCAGCGUCCUGUACCGCCUCAUGACCCAGCACUGGGGCCUGGAGGUCCCCAGCCUCCUCAUCUCGGUGACCGGGGGCGCCAAGAACUUCAGCAUGAAGCCGCGGCUGAAGAGCAUCUUCCGCAGGGGCCUGGUCAAGGUGGCACAGACCACAGGGGCCUGGAUCAUCACCGGGGGCUCCCACGCUGGGGUGAUGAAGCAGGUGGGGGAGGCGGUGCGGGACUUCAGUCUGAGCAGCAGCUGCAGAGAGAGAGACAUCGUCACCAUCGGGGUGGCCACGUGGGGCACCAUCCACAACCGGGACAGUCUGAUCUGCCCCACGGGGUCCUUCCCAGCCAAGUACACCGUGGACGAGGAGGGCCAGGGCAGCCUCACCUGCCUGGACAGCAACCACUCCCACUUCAUCCUGGUGGACGACGGCACCCACGGGCACUACGGGGUGGAGAUCCCGCUGAGAACCAUGCUGGAGAAGUUCAUAUCGGAGCAGACGAAGGAGAGGGGCGGCAUGGCCAUCAAGAUCCCCAUCGUGUGCGUGGUGCUGGAGGGGGGCCCUGGCACACUGCACACCAUCUACAACGCCAUCACCCGCGGCACGCCCUGCGUGGUGGUGGAGGGCUCGGGCCGCGUGGCCGACGUCAUUGCGCAGGUGGCCGGCCUGCCCGUCUCCGCCGUCACCAUCGCCCUGAUCCAGCAGAAGCUGAGCCUCUUCUUCCAGGAGGCCUUCGAGACCUUCACGGAGGGCAGCAUCGUCGAGUGGACCAAGAUGAUCCAGGACAUCGUCCGGCAGAGGCAGCUGCUGACCAUCUUCCGGGAGGGCAAGGACGGCCAGCAGGACGUGGACGUGGCCAUCCUGCAGGCGCUGCUCAAAGCCUCGCGGAGCCACGACCACUUUGGCCACGAGAACUGGGUCCACCAGCUGAAGCUGGCAGUGGCCUGGAACCGUGUGGACAUCGCCCGCAGCGAGAUCUUCACCGACGAGUGGCAGUGGAAGCCCUCAGACCUGCACCCCAUGCUGGCGGCCGCCCUCAUCUCCAACAAGCCCGAGUUCGUGAAGCUCUUCCUGGAGCAGGGGGUGCAGCUAAAGGACUUCGCCAGCCACCGCACGCUGCUCUACCUCUACCAGCACCUCGAGCCCUCCUGCCUGUUCCACGGCAAGCUGCAGAAGGUGCUGGCCGAGGAGCCCGCGGGCGCCCUGCACAUGCACCACGUGGCCCAGGUGCUGCGCCAGCUGCUCGGCGACUUCACGCAGCUCCUGUACCCGCGGCCCGGCCACAACGAGCACCGGCGCUCGCGGCGGCUGUUGGUGUCCCCCAACAAGCCCAAAGUACGUGCUGGUGACAACCCCGCCCAGGAAAUAAACCUACAUGAGCACACGUCGGACCACGACACCUUCACCAUGGACCCGGUCCGGGAUCUUCUUAUCUGGGCUGUUGUCCAGAACCGGCAGGAGCUGGCCGGCAUCCUCUGGGCUCAGAGCCAGGACUGCACUGUGGCCGCCUUGGCCUGCAGCAAGAUCCUGAAGGCGCUGUCCGAGGAGGAGGAGGACACGGACAGCUUGGAGGAGAUGCAGGCGCUGGCCGAUGAGUUUGAGCACAGGGCCAUCGGGGUCUUCACCGAGUGCUACCGGAAAGACGAGGAGAGAGCCCAGAAGCUGCUGACCCGCGUGUCCGAGGCCUGGGGCAAGACCACCUGCCUGCAGCUGGCCCUGGAGGCCAAGGACAUGAAGUUCGUGUCCCACGGGGGCGUCCAGGCCUUCCUGACCAAGGUGUGGUGGGGCCAGCUGUGCGUGGACAACGGGCUGUGGCGGCUGGCCCUGUGCAUGGUGGCCUUCCCGCUGCUCUUCACGGGGCUGGUGUCUUUCAGGGAGAGGAGGCUGCAGGCCCCGAGCAGCCUGGCCCGCGCCCGCGCCUUCUUCACCGCGCCCGUGGUCGUCUUCCACCUGAACACCCUGUCCUACUUCGCCUUCCUCUGCCUCUUCGCCUACGUGCUCAUGGUGGACUUCCAGCCCACGCCCUCCUGCUGGGAGUACCUCGUCUACCUCUGGCUCCUCUCCCUCGUGUGCGAGGAGAUACGGCAGCUCCUCUGUGGCCCUGACGAGUAUGGGCUGAUGAAGAUGGCAGCCUCGUACUUCAGCAACUUCUGGAACAAGCUGGACGUCGCUGCCAUCCUGCUGUUCGUGGCGGGGCUGACCUGCAGGCUCAUCCCGGCCACGCUGUACCCCGGGCGCGUGGUCCUCUCGCUGGCCUUUAUCAUGUUCUGCCUGCGGCUCAUGCAUAUCUUCACCGUCAGCAAGACGUUGGGGCCCAAGAUCAUCAUCGUGAGGCGCAUGAUGAAGGACGUCUUCUUCUUCCUCUUCCUGCUGGCCGUGUGGGUGGUGUCCUUCGGCGUGGCCAAGCAGGCCAUCCUCAUCCACAACGAGAGCCGCGUCGACUGGAUCUUCCGGGGCGUCGUCUACCACUCCUACCUCACCAUCUUUGGCCAGAUCCCCGCCUACAUCGACGGUGUGGACUUCAACUUGGACCAGUGCAGCCCCAACGGCACCGAUCCCUACAAGCCCAAGUGCCCUGAGAGCGAUGAGACGCGGCAGCUGCCCGCCUUCCCACAGUGGCUGACGGUCACCCUGCUCUGCCUCUACCUGCUCUUCACCAACAUCCUGCUGCUCAACCUGCUAAUCGCCAUGUUCAACUACACGUUCCAGCAGGUGCAGGAGCACACGGACCAGAUCUGGAAGUUCCAGCGCCACGACCUGAUCGAGGAGUACCACAGCCGGCCGCCCGCCCCGCCCCCGCUCAUCCUGCUCAGCCACCUGCAGCUCCUGCUCAGGAGGGUCUUCCUGAAGGCCCGGGCCAAGCCGCACAAGAAGCUCAAGAACAAGCUGGAGAAAACCGAGGAGGAUGCGCUGCUGUCCUGGGAGGUGUACCUGAAGGAGAACUACCUGCAGAGCCAGCAGUCACAGCACGGGCAGAGCCCGGAGCCCCGGACCCAGCACAUCAGCAGCAGGGUGGACGCCAUGGUGGACCUGCUGGACAUGGACCCCGUGAAGCAGUCUGGCUCGGUGGAGCAGAGACUGGCUUCCCUAGAGGAGCAGAUGGCCCAGACGGCCAGAGCCUUGCACUGGAUCGUGAGGGCCCUGCGGGACAGUGGCUUUGGCUCGGAGGCUGAUGUCCCCACCCUGGCACCCCAGAAGGCCACAGAGGAGCCGGACGCAGAGCCUGGCAGCAGGGGGAAGACAGAGGAACCGGGUGACGGCUACCACAUCAACGCCCGGCACCUGCUCUACCCCGGCUGCCCCGUCACCCGCUUCCCCGUGCCCAACGAGAAGGUGCCCUGGGAGACGGAGUUCCCCAUCUACGACCCCCCCUGCUACACGGCCGAGAAGAGGGGCGCGGCUGCCACGGACCCCAUGGGAGAUGCCCUGGAGCCUCUGUCCAAGGUCAGCUACAACGCGGUGGACGGCCUGACCGACCGCCGGAGCUUCCACGGGGCCUACGCCGUGCAGGAGGGGCUGCCCCUGAACCCCAUGGGCCGCACGGGGCUGCGUGGACGCGGGAGCCUCCGCUGCUUCGGGCCCAACCACCAGCUGCACCCCGUGAUCACGCGGUGGCGGCGCAACCAGGACGGCGCCAUCUGCAUGAAGAGUGGCAGGAAGAUGCUGGAGGUGUUGGUGAUGAAGCGCCUGCACUGGGAGCACUGGGCCCUGCCGGGGGGCUCCCGGGAGCCAGGGGAGACGCUGCCCCGGAAGCUGAAGCAGGCGCUGGGGCAGGCGUGCUGGCUGCCCUUUGAGAACCUGCUGCGGCAGGGCACCGAGGUGUACAAAGGGUACGUGGACGACCCCAGGAACACGGACAACGCCUGGAUCGAGACGGUGGCUGUGAGCAUCCACUUCCAGGACCAGCAGGAUUCAGAGCACCCGCAGGCCUGCGACCCAGGGGUGUCCAUCCAGUGGCAGGUGGUGGACAGGCGCAUCCCGCUGUAUGGGAACCAGAAGCCCAUCCUGCAGAGGGCGGCCGCCCUGUUCGGGGCUCACUACUGACCCCGGACCCAGCCUGCGGCUCCACGCUCAGGGCCAGGCUGUCCCUGGGGGCCCCAUGGCGCCUGGGCUGCGCUCUCUAGUGGCCUGCACACGACUCGGCUGACCCCAAGGCCCACGUGGGCCUGGACUGCUGAGCAAGGUCGGUCUAGGCGGACCCUGCUUCGGCUGGUCACAUGGACUCAUCUCAGGUGGCCGAGAGACCUCGGGACAGGGACAGGUCGGAGCCGAGGGGCCACUGGGACCUGCAGCCUCACUUCCUGUCCUGAUGAGCUCGUCAUGAAUAGUCCCCGCGGCCGGGGCAGCCUGCCAUGCCCGACACGGCCAUGCAAGCCCCUGGUUCGGGGAGGCGACUGUGCGAGCCCAGGCUUCCCUGGGAGAUGCCCACCCUCUAGGGACCGGACUCUGCCGCAGGUGUGGCUGACGCCACGACUCACAGUGGCAGGAGCUGUGGGGGCGUUCGGGACCGGGAAUGGCAGAGACCGAGACAGGAGUCUCUGGCCAGCUUGGCCAGACCCCUGCGCUGUCUACAAAUAAA
Messenger RNA from Lepus europaeus (European hare), 5166 nucleotides. RefSeq names its product transient receptor potential cation channel subfamily M member 2 (gene TRPM2). Gene Ontology annotation, biological process: calcium ion transmembrane transport. Gene Ontology annotation, cellular component: membrane. The transcript is spliced from 33 exons. The record is from RefSeq and is a predicted model, not a curated record. NCBI's taxonomy places the organism in Eukaryota, Metazoa, Chordata, Mammalia, Lagomorpha, Leporidae. The coding region runs from base 156 to 4631 and encodes 1491 amino acids. Gene Ontology annotation, molecular function: ligand-gated calcium channel activity.